AUGUAUGAUGGAUUUCUUGAUUGGGCACUUUUUUGUAUUGAUGAUCUUCCUUCAACUGACACCGACAAGACAGUAUUUAACACCCAUGAUUCCUAUCUCCUUAGAAAACGAGACUAAUACUCAUCACAGUUCAAUAAAUUCUUCCCAAAAUUCUUGAUAACGAUCGGAGACUUCACCCAAGACGAUUUUUCUGCCGCCCAACUCCAAGACUGGAGGGAAAAAUACAAUGCAUUAAGGAUGCCACUGUCCCUUUACCUCCAGAGCGGACAAUACUCAUCAAUGCCCCAGCCUAAUACCAUAUUUCAAGCUAGCCAGUCGUACAACUGACUGGAAGGCCUGUAUAUUAAAUACGAUCUGCGCCACCCAAAAGAUACCCGGUCGAGAACCCUCACGAGAACAAGUCUUCGUCGGUCUCAACUCCGCCGUUUCCGCCCCAGGUGAUUCGGGAGCUUUGAUCUGUGAUAUUAAUAUCGCAGCUAACAACGAUGAUGGUGCGACGACUCUUGUGCCUAUUGCUGUGGUCUGGCGUGGGGAGAAGCAGCAUGGAGGAUGGACCGAUAUGACAUAUGGGACUCCCGUCAACGUAGUUCUGAAGGAUAUAGAGACUUUUUUGGGUUGGGAUAGUGGUAGUAUAAGGUUUUGUUAAGGGCUGGGGGAAGCAUGGGAUAUGAUGGGAUGUG
Sclerotinia trifoliorum is the source of this 680-nucleotide messenger RNA. The record is from the annotation of a GenBank genome assembly. NCBI's taxonomy places the organism in Eukaryota, Fungi, Ascomycota, Leotiomycetes, Helotiales, Sclerotiniaceae.